Messenger RNA from Neolamprologus brichardi, 2744 nucleotides. NCBI's taxonomy places the organism in Eukaryota, Metazoa, Chordata, Actinopteri, Cichliformes, Cichlidae. The record is from RefSeq and is a predicted model, not a curated record.
AGGUGCCGGUGUUGAAGCCCAUGGACCUGAUGGUGGAGGUAACUCCUCGGCGAGUCUUUGCCAAUGCCCACACCUACCACAUCAACUCCAUCUCUGUCAACUCUGACUACGAGACCUACAUGUCAGCGGAUGACCUUAGAAUCAACCUUUGGCAUCUGGACAUCACCGACCGUAGCUUCAACAUUGUGGACAUCAAGCCAGCCAACAUGGAGGAUCUGACAGAGGUGAUCACAGCGGCUGAGUUUCAUCCCCACCACUGUAACUUGUUUGUCUAUAGCAGCAGCAAAGGCACGCUGCGCCUCUGUGACAUGAGAGAAGCAGCACUGUGUGACAAGCACUCUAAAUUGUUUGAGGAGCCCGAGGACCCCAGCGCCCGCUCUUUCUUCUCCGAGAUUAUCUCCUCUGUGUCGGACGUCAAGUUCAGCCACAGCGGUCGAUACCUGCUCACCAGAGACUACCUGACUGCCAAAGUCUGGGAUCUCAACAUGGAGAGCAAGCCCCUAGAGACAUACCAGGUUCAUGAUUAUCUCCGCAGCAAGUUGUGCUCUCUCUACGAGAACGACUGCAUCUUUGACAAGUUUGAGUGUGCCUGGAACGGCUCCGACAGCGUUAUCAUGACCGGAGCCUACAACAACUUCUUCCGCAUGUUCGACCGCAACACCAAGCGCGACGUCACCCUGGAGGCGUCACGGGAGAGCAGCAAACCCAGGGCGGUGCUGAAGCCACGGAGGGUCUGCGCCGCGGGAGGAAAACGCCGGAAGGAUGAUAUCAGUGUGGACAGCCUGGACUUCACCAAGAAGAUCCUCCAUACGGCUUGGCACCCGAACGAGAACAUCAUUGCCAUCGCUGCCACUAACAAUCUCUACAUCUUCCAGGACAAACUCAACUCCGAGAUGCAUUAGUGAAUGGAUGUCAGCGGCAAAAACAAAUGAGUUUACACCCAAUAACACACAACUAUGCCAGAAUGUACACACUAUCAGACAUGCACACACACUGUCACACAACCAAGAGAUGCCUAAAACGCAUACCUACACACACAAUCAGAACUCAUACACAGCGUUUCACGUCCCUCCUUCACCUCCUCCUCAGCCUUCCAGAACUGCAAGGCCCUCGGCAGGGCUAGGAAGGGAACAGGCUGGAUUACACAACGGAUUAUGGAUUGCAAAAUUGUCCGAACAGUGGAUUUCCUGAUUGUUAGCCUCUGGAUGGAUCGUUUGUUCGUUGCUGCAGCUCGGCUUCCUGAGGGGAGGGAUCACACCCUCGGCCCCAGAGUGGAGAGACGUUUACAUGUUCGUCUUCUUCUUUUUUUUUAAAUUCUUCAUGCUCUUUUACUUUUUUUCCACCUCCUCCUCCACCUCCUCUGCUCUCUGUAUUUGUGUGCUCAAGCAAAUCCUAUUCUUAUCCCUUGCCCACUGUUUUGUGUAACAAAAACCCUUUGUGGUUGUCUACCAGCGGCACUGAUGAGAAAUGGGGCAUUUAUAUAACUGGCUGUUUGUUUUAAGAUCAGAUCAUCAUUUCAGAUCAGCUUUCCCUCUUCUGUUUUAUGUAACUUCUUUUUAAAUGAUGAUGAUGGUAAUUAAAGAGGAUGAGGUAAAGUGAUUUGCGUGAUGUACGAGGAUGAACUUGGGACCCCACCCCCCCUUCUCCCUAAGCCCACCAGACGCCUCUGAGCUCUCCCUGAAUCAGGAGAGACGACCAAAACCUGGGCUGCGUUCAGCGACGUGAAACAUUUACAGUCCUGCAGAUAGAAGCAGAAGUUAACAGAUGAUACUAUACCACCAUGGCCUAACAUGAGGACACGCGCUCAUAUAUGGUCCACAGUGCGUUUCAGUAAUUCUUGUUUUCCCUGCUCAAACGGACCCGAACGUCUCUGAUUUCUGCUUCGGGUCUGAGGCUGCUUUGUGUGCUACUCUGACAUUAAACAUGUUAAUCUCAGAUCAAGCAAAAAUAUUACUAAAAAGAAAAAAAAUCUAUAAAAGAAAUGAUUUCAGCAAUCAAAUGAUAAAUGCUGCAUGUCAAACAGAUUAGCCUAGGUGUUUAUAAAUUGACUCACUGACUGGCUUGGCUGCCUUCGUAACCAUUUUAGAUCCAGCUUGUACAAAGGCUUCAGGGGCCCCCCCGGGGGGCCCCUUGCAGCACGAGUAACCAUAGAUGACCGAGCUCCCUUACAUUUAUUUGUGUCUUCGGACGCUGAAGCAUGUUUACCGGUGUUCGGUUCAUACACUUAACACGUACUUUUCGAAUGAAGCCGUCCACAAAAUCAGUUUCUGCUCAGUGAAACUGCAAACUGAGAAGAAUGGGGAAUGUUUGUGAUUAACAUUAAAAGAAAAAAGACAAAAAAAUUCUAAGGGCCUAAAUGGUGUCUGUAUAUAUCAGCUCGGUUUUUGACAUGUAUGAGGUUUCGUUGUUUUUAAACAACCAUAAACGGAUUGCAGACUUGAUCAUCGGUACUGAUGACUGCCUCCAAAGCUACAGCAAAGAGAUGGUACUUUAAUCUCUUCGGCCUUCCUCACUGAUAACUUUGCUGAUGUGUUUAUUUUUUAGAAAACAGCAAAUUCUUUUAUCUGUCCUUUUUUGUUCCUUUUGCUUUUUUCUGUCGGUUGUAGCCUACUCCACGUCCUUACCACACCAAGCCACAUAUUUUUGUGUUAAUGUAUGUUGAUGACAAAAUUGUCAAACGAACAGUUAUAAAUAAUGUUAAUAUGUUUUUUUCUGAAUAAAGAUUUCAACGAAAUUGCAUCCAA